AUGCUACUUAUCGGCCCUAUUCUUUGGUAUAUUAAUUUGAAUCAGCAAAAUAUUUUGUGUAAUGAAAAAAAAUCAAUGAAUAGCGUGACAACAUCUUUUGCGACAUUUCAAGAUAAUGAACUUGAUCCACCUAAUCUAAUAGGUACAAUUGAGUCAAAUAGACAAAUCAUUAGACCAAUGCUUAGUUCAUCGGCCAACGAUACUCGACUGAGUCGAGCGAAUUCAAUUAUAAAUGAAGAUACGUCAAUAGAUGAUAUCUUUACGCAUUUAACUAUUCAACAAAUUCAGAAACUAAAUAAAAAUUAUAAACAGAAUGUCACAAAUGCUAAGGAAGAUUUACAUGGUUUGGUUGGUAAUAAAUAUCGUGAUCUCAUAAAAAUCGCUGAGGAUAUUAGUAACAUGUAUGUAGUGACAAGUGAAGUUGAUCAAAAAUUAUCGGAUUUAUCGUAUGGACAAUCAAGAUUUGUUAGUUUUAACACGCUGAAUUCAUUUUCCAAGUACAGUAGCACCAUUAGAAGAAAGGAAGCAAGUGAAGCCAGGAGAAAUGAGAAAUUGACUAUUUUGAAAAAUAUCAUCAACAAUCAAUUGGUGUCGUUUGAAAUAAGGCUUUUAUCGUCGCAUCGGAGGCCACCUUUGAAGAGCACUUCUAAUUACAUAUACUAUGCGAAAUGCUUUUACACGUUAGAGUGUAUUUUUGGAGAUACCUUGGAAACCGAUAAACACUUAGCUAAUAAGUUGGCGGCAUUCAAAGCAUCAUUUGUAUCUUAUUUGGAAGCAGAGCUUUCAAGCUAUAAUGCAUUUAGUCUGACCUCUUAUUCGAAUGACGCAGGUAAAUAUAAACCGUCGCAAAAACUUAUAUGGGAAGAUAUCAUAUCUAGAGCUAAUAGCUAUCUUGUUAGUGAUGAUUUGGACGAUUUGAAUGAGGAUGAGGAUGAAGAAGAAGAUGUAAGGUUGCACGAUACGGAUUACAAUGAAGAUUCAGAUCCCGAAGAUGCCUUGCACGAAACGUACAACAAGGGAUUUUCGCCUAUUGUUAACUAUUUAAUUGCCUACAUAAUAUUAAAUCAUAACAAUGAAGAAUUAGACACAUUAACUAAGGUCCACGACAAUUUUGUUAAGUUAAGAUAUGACUAUUUAGACAAGAUUUUAUCGAAGAUCUUGUCAGCCUCAGAACCGGAAAAUACUUACAACAUUAACUUUUAUAAAAUCUUCAAGUACAUUGAAAACACUUGUGAUUAUAUUUCCAAAUAUUUUAAUACAGAAAAGCCUACUAAGAAUGAAUUAUUAAAGAACUUGAAACAAGCUACUGGCGCUUGGAAAGCGUCCAGUUUAAUAGGAUUUCAUAAUUGGAUUGAAAAUGAGGAUGUCAAAUUCAAUCAUGACUUAGUUUUGAGAAAUGUUUCAAAUCCUGAAGCAGUAACGGUCGAUGAUUUCCCAAAGCUAUUAGCUAUAUUCAGUGAUAACUUAAUCAAACAGAAUUCUAAUAAUAAUGAGAAAGGUAUAAAUAAUCUUUCCAAUUCUUUUGUUAUUUUUCACAAUUUUAUUAUAAGUCUAAAGAAGUUGGACGUUUCGAUGAUAACAAACGGAUCUAACUCGAAAUUAAUAGAGCUUCUUUCAAAUUCUAUGAAAAAUAAUAAAACCAUUGCCACAGAUUUGCUUGAAAAUGUCAUUUCAAAAACAAAGCACAUAUUUACAUUACAUUUCGACGCCUUAUCCAAGGAACUGGGUGCAACCGCUGACAUAUUGUCAGCUAUUAAACUGAGUGUUGCCGACAAGAAAUUUAGUUCUGGAACUACAAACCUCGAAUUAUUCUCAUCAGAUUUGGUUGAAACUAUUGAUGCAGAUUUAAACAAAUACAUAGACUUCGUAGCCCAAAUUUCGUCGUUGCCCUCAUUGUCUACCACAAACCAUGACAUUUAUCAUCAGAUCAAUAUUUGGUUUGAUACUUAUUUUGAAUACAAAGAUAUAAUAAACUUUGAGAAAGAGUCUGAUUUGGAUAGGUUGAGUCCCAAUAAUUGUUUAAGUCAUCUAUCUGAAGUGCUUUCAAGCCAUAAAACCAACCUGUCUGGAAAAUGGGGCAAUUUUUCCAGGGAGCUAAUGUUGAAUACGUUUGAAACUUUGACUGAAAGCUUUAAUGAAACUCUAUACAAUAAAAUUGAUAAUAUAAUUCAAGCAAUUGAGUCAUUAGUAAAGAACGAUGAGAAGAAUAAUGACGUGGAAACUUUCUAUUACUUACUACGUGUCUUAUUAACAUUUUCGGAUAGAUUAAUGGGUUUCAAUGAAAGUAAUCAGAAUGAUCGUAUUCGCAAAUCAAUAUCUGCUUUACAUACUUUGUGUAAAGAUAUAUUUGGUUCAGUUGUCAAAAUUAUUCCCUGCGUUAGUAAUAACGACGAUUCAUCGUUUAUAGAGUCAUUUGAUAAGUUUAUUACUAAUCUAUUAUCAACUCUGAAUGAUACGUUAGGUCUGGAUUUAUCAAAUAGACCUUCGCUCAGAUUGUCAUCUUUAAUGUUUUAUUUGUCAUCGAAGUAUUUGUCACCGUUUACGGAAAAUUAUGCAAAAGAUUAUGAAUAUGGAAAAUUGUUUCUGAACCAACAUGUAUUUAAAAUGUUUACUGAGUCGAAGAAGGAAUGGAUUUUAGAAGAUUUAAUACAGAAAAGAAUAAUCAAUGAGUUACCACGUUCGGUGAGUAAUACUGAUGAUAGCAAGGAGUCUAUAGAGAAUAAGGAAGAGGCGUUGAUCGAGAAUGACAUAGCCAGUUCUACUAUAACUAAAGAGAAAUUUCUUUUGGUUUUUACAAAUAUAGUUUACUUGUUACAAUUUGCGAAUGGUACACCUAUCACUGAUGUGAAUGAUUCAUUAAUUCAAUAUCAUAUCAAAAAAUUAAAAGAGGCAAUGGAAGAUAAAAUAGAUAUAGAUGACCUUUCUAUGACUCUUAUUGUUAAGAAUAUUGCUGAGUUUUACAAAUCCAAUAGAGGAAUAUAUUUGCCAUUACUGAUUUCCUAA
Molecule: messenger RNA, 3003 nt
Organism: Debaryomyces hansenii CBS767
Lineage: Eukaryota; Fungi; Ascomycota; Pichiomycetes; Serinales; Debaryomycetaceae
Exons: 1
Coding region: 1-3003 (1000 amino acids)
Source: RefSeq, a predicted model, not a curated record